Messenger RNA from Helianthus annuus (common sunflower), 1383 nucleotides. Its product is annotated as fasciclin-like arabinogalactan protein 4. Gene Ontology annotation, cellular component: plasma membrane. The record is from RefSeq and is a predicted model, not a curated record. Bases 47 to 1303 code for a protein of 418 amino acids. Lineage: Eukaryota; Viridiplantae; Streptophyta; Magnoliopsida; Asterales; Asteraceae. Gene Ontology annotation, biological process: multidimensional cell growth; abscisic acid-activated signaling pathway; mucilage biosynthetic process involved in seed coat development. The transcript has a single exon.
CAUCACUCUCACGAGAGAGAGUCCAGGGGAAAAAAUAAAAAUCGAAAUGGCCAUAAACAUAUCUCUACUCAUUUCCCAUUUUACCCCUUUCAUCUCCUUAUAUUUACUCUUCCACACCACCACCACCAUCUCCGCCGUUAACAUCACCCACCUCUUAUCCCCUUUCCCCGACCUCUCCGACUUCUCCGCCCUCCUCUCCGCCACCACCGUCGCCGCCGCCCUCUCCCACCGCUCCUCCCUCACCCUCCUCGCCGUCCCCAACUCCUUCCUCCGUUCCUCCUCUCUCCUCCGCCCCUCUCCGCCCUCCAACAUCGCUGACGUCAUCCGCUACCACGUCCUCUUACAACACCUUACCCCCAACGACCUCACCGGAUUCUCUCCCUCCGGCAAACUCGUCCCUACUCUCUUCAAAACCACCUCACGCGAUUCACGCGCCACUAGCAACCUCGGCUACGUCAACGUCACCUACGACGGUCAAACCAACACUACCACCGUCAGUUCACCGGCGGCGUACUCUCAGCCGCCUAACUCCGCCACCGUCAUCUCCGUUAUCAAAACGUUAAACCACAACGUUUCGAUCUUCUCCGUUAACUCGCUAAUUGUUCCGUACGGUUUCGAUCUGUUAACGUCGGAAACUCGACCGCCGUUAGGGCUUAAUAUUACAAAAGCAAUAACUGACGGUCAUAACUUCAACGUAGCGGCGUCAAUGCUAGCUGCAUCUGGAGUCGUUCAAGAAUUUGAAUCCGACGAAAACGGUGCCGGAAUCACAAUGUUUGUUCCGACGGACGACGCGUUCGCCAAUUUACCAGCAACGGCGAACUUCCAGUCGUUACCGGCGGAUAAAAAAGCUGACGUGUUACGUUUCCACGUGUUGCAUUCGUAUUACCCGCUCGGGUCGCUGCAAUCGAUUGUGAACCCGGUUCAACCGACGUUAGCUACCGAAGAUAAAGGUGCUGGAAUGUUUACAUUAAACAUUUCUCGGGUUAACGGGUCGGUUGCUAUCAAUACGGGUAUUGUUAUUGCUUCUGUUACACAGACUGUUUUGGAUCAGAAUCCGGUGGCUAUUUUUGGUAUUUCACGGGUUUUGUUACCUAAAGAGAUAUUUGGGAAAAAUGACGAAAAUGCCCCUGUUGGUAAUGGAGCUCCGUCACCCGUUUCGUCGUCGUCGCCGGGGGAUUUUCCGCCGGAAUUUUUUGUUCCGUCAUCGCCGCCGGCGAAUAGAGAAGAAUUGCACUCGUCGGCGACGGUACGGUGUGUUAAUUUUGUUGUUUUUUGUACAGGAUUGUUGUAUGUAUUUGUAUGAUUUUUGUUCAAUUUUGUUGUCAUAUAAUUGAUUACUCUAUAAAUUAUUGAUUGAAAAAUAGAGAAAAAAUUGUUUAAAAA